Messenger RNA from Wyeomyia smithii (pitcher-plant mosquito), 1458 nucleotides. RefSeq lists its product as uncharacterized. The transcript has a single exon. The record is from RefSeq and is a predicted model, not a curated record. The coding region runs from base 1 to 1458 and encodes 485 amino acids. Lineage: Eukaryota; Metazoa; Arthropoda; Insecta; Diptera; Culicidae.
AUGACUAGUCCGAGCUACAAUCUUUCUAAAUAUGUCUGCAAAAUAUAUCAAAUGUCCAUCCAGACCAAAUACAACGUACGUGAUUCCCGCAGCUUCUGCCAAUACGUGAAUAACAUUACCAUUCCACCACAAUGCGAAAUGAUAUCACUGGACGUCAUAUCGCUGUUCACCAACAUUCCCAAGGAAUUAAUUAUCCGUGAUACCAUAAACAGUUGGGGAUCGCUGAGAACUAAUACCAAUAUCAAUUUGGAUCUGUUCCUGGAAAUCGUCAACUUCUGCUUGGAUUCAAGUUACUUUAUGUUCAGAGAUCAAUAUUACUCUCAAAUAGCGGGUGCAGCCAUAGGAAAUCCUCUCUCACCGAUACUCUCUGAUCUCAUUAUGGAACCACUCAUUGACUCCGUUUUACGCAACAUUUGUUUCCCUGUUCACACAAUACGCAAAUAUGUCGAUGAUCUGUUUCUUAUAAUUCCCAAAGAUAAGAAAAACGAAAUACUGACAGCUUUUAAUUCAUAUCAUAGCAACAUUCAAUUCACCAUAGAAGAGGAACAAAACGGACGACUAGCAUAUCUGGAUAUGACACUCAUACGACAAGCUGAUAACUCAAUACGCACUGAAUAUUAUACGAAAACUAUUGCCUCCGGACGACUAUUGAACUACCGAUCCAUCCACCCACUGUCGCUAAAAAUUAAUAUAGCUUCUAAUUUCAUAUCACGAGUAAACGAUCUAUCCACCAACUUAACUGAUACCCAGAAGAGAAACAUUAUAGUUCAACAGCUUAAAUUAAAUGACUAUCCUCUCAGUUUAAUCAAUCGAUGCUGGAAUCGAAUGAAAACCGCUAAGAACAUCCAAACCACCCACAAUACACCCGCAGCAGAAAGAAUAUAUCGGUCGAUACCGUAUAUACCGAUGUUAACGCCCCAUAUAGUUAGGAUAUUGAAACAGCAGUACCCAGAAGUUUGUGUAUCAACGCGAUGUACACACACCGUGAGCAAAUUUUUCACCCAGAUCAAAGACCCCGUUCCCGCAUUACUUAAACAUAAUGUCAUAUAUAAAAUACCCUGCAGCAACUGUGACAAAAGUUACAUUGGCAUGACCAGCAAUCUGCUUAAGAGCAGACUCUCCAACCACCAGAGCAACAUAAACAAACUCGAUCAGCUGUUGAACUCAGGACUUCCAUACACCGACCCCGCAAUACGUUCUCUCAGAGAGAAAACAGCACUCAUCUCCCAUUGUAUCGACGAGCGUCAUCGGUUUAACCUUACCGAAACCAAAAUAUUAGACUUCACACACAGGAAAUCAUCUCUGAGCUUGCUCGAGAUGGUAUGGAUCUACAACGACACAUCCACAGUCAACAAACGCACCGACGUAGACGGACUAAAUGCUACAUUCGCUGGCAUCUUGCAUGCAAUAGACAAACACAGAAACAAACAGCAACAGAUAGUAAACAGCAUAAACUAA